ACCGGAAGUCGAACCUCCGUCUGUAUACGGGAAGAAAACAUGUAACGAGACUGCAAGCUUGUCUCGUUGUUUGGUGGAAAUAAUAAUAAUAAUAAUAAUUAAAAAAAACCCGUAUAACAAACUCAGCGGAAGCGAGUUGUGAUGGCCAGUGAGUACAGCAGAGAGCCAUCUGGGCUAGAUGGACUACCAGAGCUGUACAGCAUUCUACGAGGAGAGGUGGCUACUAUUACAGCAUAUGGUGCUUUUGUUAAGAUUCCAGGAUACAGAAAACACGGUCUCGUUCAUAAGAAUGAUAUGUCUGCCUCCCGGGUUGACAAUCCCGCUGAAAUUGUCGAUGUUGGUGAGCGAGUGUGGAUUAAAGUCAUAGGCAGAGAGAUUAAUGAUGAUGAUAAAAUCAAGCUUGCUUUUUCCAUGAAAGCUGUUAAUCAAGGCACAGGGCGGGACCUGGAUCCCAACAAUGUGAUGACAGAGCAGGAUGCACGCAGGCGAAGGCAAUUCCGGGAUUACUCAAGUCAGAAAAUCACUCUAGAGGCUGUGCUCAAUACUACCUGUAAGAAGUGUGGGUGCACAGGUCACUUUGCAAAGGACUGUUUCUCACAGCCAGGGGAGAAGCAGUAUAGUUUGGUGCCAGAAGAGGAGGAGGAACCAGCCAGCCAGUCUGUCCAAUCAGAGCCUCAGAAAAGAAAGAAGGAAAAGAAAGCCAAGAAAGAGAAGAAAAAGAGAAAGCUAGAGAACUCGUCUCCAGACAGCAGUGAUAAUGCCAAACGAGCAAGACAUUCCCAUACACAUUCGGAAAAGAAGAAAAAGCACAAGAAACAUAAGCACAAGACACACAAAUGAGCUCUGGCUAUCAGGUCAUGGAGUUCCCAUGUCCAGAUGUGUGUGUGUGUUCGCAAACAAAGGACUUUCAGUCUUUGCACUGAUCUUAGACCAGUCAGUUUUCCUCCUUCCUGUGUCUGAAGGCUGUUCAUUUUAUAGAAAAUCUGGAAUUGCUGCAAACAAAAACCAGUGAUGGAGAAUAAAAGUGCUGAAAUGCAAACUGGUCAUACAAAAUGGUCUAAAAUAUUUUCAGUCACUUAUUUGUUGCAGUUUUUCAAAACUUUGGUACAAAGGUCAUGACUAGAGUGGUUGGAAUUUGGAGGUGAGUUCAAGGGAGGUCAUUCCUGCAUGACCUCCUUACCCAUUGAACUGACCGAAGCCAGUCAUCAACUCAAAUUAGAACACACGUGACAUGGAUAUGGGAACAUGCUUAAAUUAGACAUACAGGACACAGUCUCAGCAAACAUACAGUCACCUAGCAGACUAGCACAGGGAGCUUGGAUCGGCUGCUGGAAAUAUUACCAGGUAUAAAUAGGCUGCGUAAU
This is a messenger RNA of Ictalurus furcatus (blue catfish), 1364 nucleotides long. RefSeq names its product zinc finger, CCHC domain containing 17 (gene zcchc17). Lineage: Eukaryota; Metazoa; Chordata; Actinopteri; Siluriformes; Ictaluridae. The record is from RefSeq and is a predicted model, not a curated record. Gene Ontology annotation, molecular function: RNA binding; zinc ion binding. The transcript is spliced from 8 exons. Bases 142 to 840 code for a protein of 232 amino acids. Gene Ontology annotation, biological process: RNA stabilization.